This is a messenger RNA of Lingula anatina, 1879 nucleotides long. Its product is annotated as adiponectin receptor protein 2. The record is from RefSeq and is a predicted model, not a curated record. NCBI's taxonomy places the organism in Eukaryota, Metazoa, Brachiopoda, Lingulata, Lingulida, Lingulidae. Gene Ontology annotation, molecular function: signaling receptor activity. Gene Ontology annotation, biological process: adiponectin-activated signaling pathway. Gene Ontology annotation, cellular component: plasma membrane.
AAUCACUGGCUCUGGUGGCAGUUAGCUCAACAAGCGCAACUCAGCACGUGCCGUGACGACACGACAGGAAGUGGGCUGCGAUUGGCUGAUGUUCCCUGGCACCAUCUUGUUGAUGUAGAAGAGGUCGAAGUCUACAUCGAGGAUUGUCAAUAGAAGACUAAGCACGACCUUAAUUAAUUUAUUAUACACGAAAUAAGUACGCAGAGAUCUCAAAUAUUGUCUCAGAAGGAAAUGCAACACUGACAAGUGAUGUCUGUCAGCCCCACCACUGAAGUGGGAUUCCCACGUCCCACACAACAAGAACGGACAACUGUCACGAAGAGAAAUAACACACAAACAGCUUCAAUCCCAAGCACAGACAGUAAUACUUCUCAUACACAAUCAAUGUCAAAACCCAGCACUUCAAACAGUAGGUCAUCUACUAACACUGCCCUGGUGGAAGACUCACCUCAGCUGAUAAGUUUGGCAGACACGGAAGACUUGGAUGACCCGGACAAUGGUCUCAGUGGGGAUGAAGUCAGAAAGAAGACGGAGGAAGGAAAGCUGCUUCAGGAUGCUAACUAUGAGCAUAACUCAGAGAAUGAUGAUGAAGAAGAGGCUGGAGAGGAGGACGCCCUGAACCCAGCGGUGGACAUCAUCCACGCCAUAGGGAGACGUAUGGAACAGGCGGAGGAGUUUGUCAAGAAAGGAUGGUGGGAGAUCGUGCACCACAACCACCUGCCGAACUGGCUCAAAGACAAUGAGUUUCUGUUACACGGCCACAGGCCGCAGCUGAACAGCUUUUCAGACUGUUUUAAAUCUGUAUUCAGAAUUCACACAGAGACAGGGAAUAUCUGGACACAUCUGCUAGGUUUUAUAGCCUUCAUAGGCAUUGCGGGGUACUUCCUAUCCCGUCCCACCAUAGAAGUCCAGUGGCAGGAGAAAGCAGUGUUCUCCGCCUUCUUUCUAGGUGCCAUACUGUGUCUAGGGUUCUCCUGGGUGUUCCACACCGUCUACUGCCACUCAGAGCGUGUGGGGAGACUCUUCAAUAAAUUGGACUACUGUGGUAUAGCGCUGCUGACUAUGGGAUCCUUCGUGCCCUGGCUGUACUACAGUUUCUACUGUGAACUAGGGCCAAAGAUCGCCUACCUUGUACUCAUAUUUACUCUAGGAGGCUUCUGUAUACUGGUCUCACUAUGGGACAAGUUUGCUGAGCCGAGGUUCAGGGCAGUAAGGGCUGGUGUCUUUGUAGCUCUAGGCCUAAGCGGUGUGAUCCCCGCGUGUCACUACGUGAUCCAGAAUGGUUUCUGGGAUGCUGUGAAUAACGUGGCCAUGGGCUGGCUGGUCCUCAUGGCUUUCCUCUAUAUCUUUGGUGCUUUUAUAUACGCCAUCCGGUUCCCUGAAAGGAUCUUUCCUGGAAAGUGUGAUAUAUGGUUCCAAAGCCACCAGAUAUUCCAUAUGUUUGUACUGGCAGGGGCAUUUGUCCACUAUCAUGGAAUAUCAGAGAUAGCCAACUAUAGACUCACCUUGGGAGACUGUGUAGAGGCAGUGGUGGCUUAACAUAUGUAUAUAUAUACACACACAAGAUACACGAGAGACAGGCAGACAUACGGGCCAGUAUGCAUGUUUAUGGAAACUGUAAACAGACUUGCAUGCAAAGCACAGUACAAAUUGAUAUGGCCAGCAGUGACUUUAGUAGCAGUGGUGACCAAAAUUGUACACAAAAAUCACACACACAGAAGUGCUUCGAAGUUUUCACAAUCCUCGUUAGACAACUAAGAAAGGGGAAGAUGCAAAAAUCUCUCACUAGCACACACAUACAUGCUUGUUUGUUUUUGUGUUUGUACGAGUGGAAUUGCAUCGGAGUAGAAAUCUUGGUGAUAUUACUAAGUGGCAGAUU